Molecule: messenger RNA, 363 nt
Organism: Acanthoscelides obtectus
Lineage: Eukaryota; Metazoa; Arthropoda; Insecta; Coleoptera; Chrysomelidae
Source: the annotation of a GenBank genome assembly
CGUUGCCACAAUUGGUUUCAUAUCCAAUGUCACAUUCUUCAGGAUGUUUGUGUUUAAUAUGUGAUGCUAGAUUGCUUUUUUUCAGACGUUAUGUUACAAAUAGUGAAAACGGCAGUAUCGUCUUCUUUUUUGAAAUAUGACCGUAAUCUACUUUAUAUUUAUAUUUUGAAAUUAAAAUUGAGUAUUAAUUUAUUAGCAACCAACAGGUACAACACGUGUACAUGUCACAUGUCAUAUCACAAAACAUAUACACUUGUCACUUGUCAUGUUGCCAGUCAAGCGUUUUACCCGAUUUUGUGGGUAUUUUAAUUUGGGUGGGUUUUUCGAUAUCUUGAUACGAUAUAUUGAAUUUUUCGAUAUCGA